UUCGAUACUACAUUUGACAAUACGGUAAACAUCUUAAUUGUGUGACCGGAUUUUUCUAUUGCUUCUAAUUUCAACAAUAAGAACAUAAAUUAAUUGAUAUAUUGAUUUUAUCACAUCGAAACGGUGAAAAAUUCGUAAAAUAAAAAUGGUCCGUGGAAAUAUUCGUGCACGUCGUGAUCAUUUACGUGGUCCAAGAGCGACAUUCAGAAAGGCAUUUUUACCAAGACCACCAUUCGAUUUGGCUCGAUUUGAUUUGGCAUUCCAAAAAGAUGCCACACCAACAUCUGAUGACAACGAUUUGACCAAUGCAUUAUUGAAACGUAAUCAAGACCUAACACCCAGUGCUCAGGAACAAACAGCGAUCUCAAAUUUGGUGACAAAAGUACAAAGUAUUUUGGAUAAUUUGGUCAUUGCUCCCGGUGAUUUUAACACUUGUCAACUGGAAGAAGUGCGCCAGGUUGGAUCGUAUAAAAAAGGAACAAUGUUAGCUGGUCAUAAUGUUGCUGACAUCGUGGUUAUUUUAAAGACAUUACCGACAAAAGAGGCGUGCGAAGCAUUGGCCAAAAAAGUUGAUGAAGAGCUGAAAAAUGCCAUGAAAACCGAAGUGGUCACCAAAGCCGAUGCAUUAACCAUUGAAAAUAAUGAAAAAGGUUUUGACGUUUUCAAUGUGCAUGCUCGUGUACGCAUUUUGAUAACAACAUUACCGCAAAAUAUUCGCAAAUUGGAACCCGAAACGCAUCUGGAUGCAAAAGAAAUGCAAAGCCAUUUGGCAGCCAUUCGUCACAGUCGCUGGUUUGAAGAGAAUGCACACCAUUCAUCGAUAAAAGUACUAAUUCGUAUUUUGCGCGAUUUGGCCAAUCGAUUUGAAGGAUUCCAUCCAUUGAAUACAUGGAUGAUUGAUUUAUUAGCACAUUUUGCGAUAAUGAACAAUCCAAGUCGUCAGGCUCUUGCCAUCAAUAUUGCGUUCCGACGCGUUUUUCAACUUCUCGCCGCCGGUUUAUUCUUACCCGAUUCUGCUGGCAUUUUGGAUCCAUGUGAAAAGAACCAUUCACGCGUAUUCACAAGCUUAUCACUCGAACAACAAGACAUUUGUUGUAUGACGGCUCAGACUCUACUACGUGUACUCGUUCACGGUGGUUACAAGCAUAUCUUGGGCCUUGAAGGUAACACCAGCAUUGCUCGUGAAAUGUCCAUUUGGGAUGGAGUCGUUGUAUCUCCAAUGCAACCAGUCUAUGAAAAACCGGACGAUAAAAAAGAGGAAAGUACUGCAGAAUUCGAUGGCGAUGCUAUGGAAAAUGAAGAAGCAAUGGACGAAAUGCAGUAGAUAAACCAAAAACUACUUAUUUCAUCACUUUUCGUCUUAAGUUCAUAUUUUGCCGAUACAUUUUAAAGCAGACAUUUGACUCUAAUUCUUAUUGUGAAAACACAUUUAAAAUAAUAAAUAUGCGAUGGUGCACCAAACAUAAAA
Contarinia nasturtii (swede midge) is the source of this 1468-nucleotide messenger RNA. RefSeq names its product interleukin enhancer-binding factor 2 homolog. The record is from RefSeq and is a predicted model, not a curated record. The transcript is spliced from 4 exons. NCBI's taxonomy places the organism in Eukaryota, Metazoa, Arthropoda, Insecta, Diptera, Cecidomyiidae. The coding region runs from base 146 to 1324 and encodes 392 amino acids.